This is a messenger RNA of Neolamprologus brichardi, 482 nucleotides long. Lineage: Eukaryota; Metazoa; Chordata; Actinopteri; Cichliformes; Cichlidae. The record is from RefSeq and is a predicted model, not a curated record.
CACCCACUGCCAUGCAGACCACAUAACAAGUACUGGCCUAAUGAAGAAAAGACUUGCCGGACUGAAGAGUGCCAUCUCCAAAUUCAGUGGUGCAUCUGCUGAUAUCCACCUAAAAGAGGGAGACAAGAUCCCCUUUGGAAGACACUCUCUGACUGUGAGAGAGACACCAGGACACACUGAUGGGUGUAUAACGCUGGUAACUGGGGAUCAGACUAUGGCUUUCACUGGUGAUGCUCUUCUCAUUAGAGGCUGUGGCAGGACAGACUUCCAGCAGGGUUGUGCCAAAAGGCUCUACCAGUCAAUCCAGGAGAAAAUCUACACCCUCCCUGACCACUGCCUCGUCUACCCAGCACAUGACUACUUAGGUCAGACGGUUUCUACAGUGGGCGAGGAGCGCAAGUUUAACCCACGCUUGACUAAGAGCAUGGAGGAGUUUGUGGAGAUCAUGAACAACCUGAACCUCCCUAAGCCUAAAAAAUUAG